Messenger RNA from Puccinia graminis f. sp. tritici CRL 75-36-700-3, 609 nucleotides. RefSeq lists its product as uncharacterized. The transcript is spliced from 3 exons. NCBI's taxonomy places the organism in Eukaryota, Fungi, Basidiomycota, Pucciniomycetes, Pucciniales, Pucciniaceae. The record is from RefSeq and is a predicted model, not a curated record. The coding region runs from base 1 to 609 and encodes 202 amino acids.
AUGAUACUCACUCCUGGAAUCUUCGAAGAGUGGAAAGAUGAAAUUCGGCACAGUCGACGUGGCCAAGCUAAGAUUUCUAUACAGCAGCCCAAACCAAGCCAAGAGUCAACAGCGGAUGAGGAAGCUGCAGUUGAAGGGGCACUUCACGAGAUGCAUGGUGCCAACGGAGGUCCCAGUGAAAACCGAGAUCAACCAGGCAACAUCACCGAAUCAAACGAAAGAGAAGAAGAAACUCCUCCGUUGAAUGAUUUUGCUCUGUCGGCGACUAUCUGUGAGCUGUACAAUAUCCAUUGUCAAGCUGGCAAUUUGCAUCGAAGUUUCCCAGUAUUUCGUAAUCCUAUUAAUUCAACCGAGGCCAUUAUCCUCAAUCCAUCUGCAAUGGGGAUCUGGGCAGAGGCCAUAGACUUUUGCAAUGAACAAUAUGUCAAAAACUACCAAAUCUUCACAACCAAUCUUGUUGUCAACUCACUUGUAAACGAUUAUCACUUUCCAGUUGGACUCGUUGCCAGUCUUCGCGAGAACGUCCCACGUUUCACUGCACACCUCCGUGCAAAUCCAAGAAGACAAACUUCUGCAAGAGGUCAAUCUGAGGAUGAAGAUCACAAAUAG